CACUGGAGGAAACUGUUUCUAAACCUUGCAGCUCAGCUACUACCUUCUCCCAGGGCUUGCAAGCCAUGAAGCUUUUUUUCUUGUUUCUAGCCAUUAUUCUGGCCAUGGAACCAGUGAUGCCAGGAAAACAUCCUCUUCGAUGCAUGGGCAACAGUGGCAUCUGUAGAACCUCUUGCAAAAAGAAUGAGCAGCCCUACUACCACUGCAGAAAUUAUCAACCGUGCUGUCUCCAGUCCUACAUGAGGAUAAGCAUUACUGGCGCAGAGGCAAAUGAUGGCUGGUCCUAUGGGAACCACUGGCCCCAAAUACCUUGAGUCCUGGCCACCAGAAUCCUCAAACUUUCUGGGAACCUAGAUCUGCUGUUAGCCUCCUUCAUUAAAA
Messenger RNA from Octodon degus (degu), 381 nucleotides. RefSeq names its product defensin beta 119 (gene Defb119). Lineage: Eukaryota; Metazoa; Chordata; Mammalia; Rodentia; Octodontidae. The record is from RefSeq and is a predicted model, not a curated record. Gene Ontology annotation, molecular function: lipopolysaccharide binding. The transcript is spliced from 2 exons. Gene Ontology annotation, biological process: defense response to Gram-negative bacterium; defense response to Gram-positive bacterium; antifungal innate immune response. Bases 66 to 314 code for a protein of 82 amino acids.